Salarias fasciatus (jewelled blenny) is the source of this 3268-nucleotide messenger RNA. RefSeq names its product amyloid-beta A4 precursor protein-binding family A member 3. The record is from RefSeq and is a predicted model, not a curated record. Gene Ontology annotation, molecular function: protein binding; amyloid-beta binding. Gene Ontology annotation, cellular component: plasma membrane; dendritic spine; cytoplasm. Lineage: Eukaryota; Metazoa; Chordata; Actinopteri; Blenniiformes; Blenniidae. Gene Ontology annotation, biological process: chemical synaptic transmission.
AUAAAAUCUGUCAGUCGACCUCAGCCGGAGCUGCAACAACAAUGAGAGACAAACUGCGAACGACAGCAUUUAUCUUAGGAUGGCGUGAAAGUAUCACAUCCAGUAGUUUUGGUGUCGUUAGUAUGACAGAAAAAACAAGACCAAACUCCUGGAAUAGGUUCAGAUUCCGCACCACGUCGACUCUUGAGUCGUGGCAGCCGCUGAAGUCUCAGUCCCGGACACAAAGACUCCCAGAAACAUCUGAAACAUCAGAAUGGACUCAGACUGCCGCUCUAUUGAUCAGUCGGCCACUGCUCGCACAGACUCUGUUCUGACUGACUCAAUCUCUGUGAAUGGAGCCUCAGCGGCAGAAAUAACCACUCUGACGGCAGCUGCUCCGCCAGGUUCAGAAGGAGAGGAUCUGGAUUCCUACAACCUGAUUGAACCUCCCCCAUUAGAAUGGAGAUCAGACUCCUCCAGUGAGGCAACAGAUGAGCUGGAUGAGUCCACCCUGCCCAUCUCAGCUGACAGUUUGGACAAGACUAAUAUAGAUGAGUCCAUUUUACUGCCUUUGGAUGUGACAAACAGUUUAGCUCCACUUGACAUGAGCCAGCAGUCGCUUGCUGAAAAUAUUACAAAUCCAGUUGACAGUAUUCUGGUGGAGCUGGAAGAUGAAUGUGGAGAACUUAAGGAAGAGGAGGAAGUGAGAGGUGAAGGCUUGGAGGGCACAGCAGGGGAAGAGCCAACUUUUAGGGGCACUGAGAGCAGGGUCAGUGAAGAGGUGGAGCGCAUCAAUAGAAUUUCAAGUGAUGAAGACCACAGCCGCAUUCAGAGCCUCCUCACCCAGCUCCAGCUCAUGGGAGAAGAGCCUCAUCCCAGUCAUUACACACCUCAUCACCACUCUGACCAGACUGAGGAGGGUGCACAAGCACCGUUCCUGUCAACCAACAAUAGUAAUGAAACCACAGGACUGCUAUUCUCUGAAGCCCACCAGAGGGAUAUGCUGGGCAUGCUGCAGUGCACAGAGAUUGGCGCAACACCCCUUCCCAGCUCUCUGCCCAAUUCAGGAGCAGUGGAUGCAGUGGUGUCUGUUUCUUACAGUCAGGAGGACGCUCAGAGGUUUUGGGGGCAUUAUGGGAAUGGUCAACACCAGCGCCGCAGGGACGACUCUCUCACUUCACUGCCUGAUGAUGAGUAUCCUGAACCAGUGUGGAUGAAAAUGGGGGAGGAGCCUCCAGAUGAAGAGGCUGCUGCAGAGAGCGAGCAGAGUGCUGAUGACUGUCCUUCAUAUAAAAAUGUGCCUGGCCCUUGUGACCCCGAAGACCUGCUGGAUGGAGUGAUAUUUGGUGCAAAGUACCUGGGCUCCACUCAGAUCAAAUCAGAUAGAAAUCCAUCAACAAAUGCACGUAUGGCUCAGGCUCAGGAAGCUGUGGAUCGGAUAAAGGCUCCAGAGGGAGAGUCCCAGCCAAUGACAGAGGUGGAUUUAUUCAUCUCUACUCAGCGAAUCAAAGUGCUCACUGCUGACACACAGGAAGCCAUGAUGGAUCAUGCUCUGCAGAUGAUCUCUUACAUCGCUGACAUUGAUGACAUUGUGGUUCUGAUGGCUCGAAGAAAACGCAAAGGGCAAGAUGGUGACCCGGCAUCGAAUUCCUCUCAGAAGAAGUGUGUAAUGAUCUGCCAUGUCUUCUCCUCAGAGGAUGCUCAGGUCAUAGCUCAAGCUAUCGGGCAGGCUUUCGGGGUGGCGUACCAGCAGUUUCUUCCAGCCAACGCAUCAAGGCGUGAUCUGAGGCCGGGCGAGUACAGUGACUACCUGGAAAACCAAGAGCUGUACAACGGAGACCUGGCCCACUUCUCUGACUCUCAGAACAUUCGGGAUAUUGCCCUCACCAAGGCUUCUGGAGAGAUCCUGGGACUCGCGGUGGUGGAGUCGGGCUGGGCCAUUCUGCCCACAGUUGUUGUGGCCAACCUGCUUCACGGAGGUCCGGCCGAGCGCUGUGGAGAGCUCAGCAUCGGCGACCGCAUUAUGUCCAUCAAUGGAACCAGUCUGGUGGGUCUGCCCAUCACCGCCUGCCAGAACAUCAUCAGAGAUCUGAAAAACCAAAAGUAUGUGAAGCUCAGCAUUGUCCACUGUCCUCCUGUCACCAUGGCAAUCAUUAGGAGGCCUGAUCCCAAGUUUCAGCUCGGCUUCAGUGUGGAGGAUGGAAUUAUCUGCAGUCUAAUGCGAGGAGGACUAGCAGAGAGAGGAGGUAUUCGUGUUGGGCACCGAAUCAUUGAGAUUAACGGGCAAAGUGUUUUGCUAACGCCACAUGACAAGAUCAUCCAGAGCUUGACAAACGCUAUCGGGGAGAUUCACUUGAAGACAAUGCCAGCAUCAACAUAUCGACUCCUAACAGGGCAAGAGCAGCCAGUGUUUCUUUGACCACUGUCGUCUUCAAAACGUCAAAAAUACUGCAGUGUUCAAGCCACCUGAGCGGAAAAUAUUAUGCAAAUGAUCUUACAGCACAGAACAAGCUGUUUGUCACAACACUGAAUACCACAAGCUACACUAGUUAUAUAUUUACAAGAUUGAAUGAAUUUUAUUAUGAAAGAUUUAAAAUGACAGGGAUGAAAGAUAGCUCUUCAUUUAUAUUUAUAAGAUAUUGGAUAUUCAUGUAAUAGUUGAGAUGCUAUACAUGCAAGUGCUUCAUGUUUUCCACUUCACUAACUCAGUGAUGAACAGCAUCAUUAUAUUCUCUUCAUGGCUCUGCUAGCCUGUUGCGUGAUGCCAGUAUGCCAGAGGUAAAUAUACUUGAGGGGGUUUGUUAUUAACUCAGGACAAAGGGUCUGUGUGUUUCAUUGUGACGUACUUUCAGUUUGUCACGCACUCAUCAACAAGUGUCUGCUAAAAACUUCAGAGAGGGCUCGGCAAUGUAGUGUUCUGGUUCCUUCAUUACAACGCUUCACUCACUGUGCCUGACAUGAAGCUGAUAUCAUGCACAAUUUUUAAGCCUUAUUUGAUAGAGAGAUGCUUAUAUUUUUAUGGAUUUGCUGUUUUUCAUCUACAUUAAAAUUUCAGAAGAUGUCUUGAUGUUAUUUAUUGAGACUCAGUGGUUGCUGUGUGUUUCAAAACAUGCUUUUGUACCAUUGAUUUUGAAAAAUGACAUGCUGUUAUUCUGCUGAUUUAGAAAUAAGAUUUGAUAAGUUCCCUCAUGAGAAUUAUGAACUUCUUAUGUAAUGUAUAUGAUAUUCCAGUGUUAUCUUAAGUUACAGGUUGAAUUGCAAAGUUUGUACUAAUAAAUAUUUUUUUCGA